CUCUCUCUCUCUCUCUCUUAGUUCACCAUCCAAGAAAGGUCUCUUAAUUUCAAACUCUUUUACUCGCUAGAUUUGUUGGGUUAUCAGUUAUUUGCCAGAAGUACCCUUUUCUUCAUUUUCAAUGUCAAAGCCUAAAUAGCGCCGCCGUCGAACCAUGAUCGUUAGAACUUACGGUCGCCGCACCCGUGGUUUAACCAGAACUUUCUCCGACUCCGUAAACGACUACGUUUCCGACUCCCCUCCACUCUCUCAAGAAACGGUGCCGUCUGAGGACGUGUAUAGUUUCCCUUUCGCCACUCAAGAGUCAUCUUCCUUUUGGCCAUCAUCACAAGAACUCAACGACGACGUUUACAAGGACCGUGUAACGACAGGUUUGGAAGCAUCCCACGGUGGUUUCGGUUUCGACGAUUUGGGAAACGACGUCGUAGGGAGAUCCAAGAAGCAGAAACAAAGCCAGGGUAAGAAAGAGGUUAGGGAUUCUUCAAUUCCUUGGAUUUCGGUCACUUCGUCUUUGAUGGAAGCUCAAGAGUACGGGGAAAUGAUGGAACAUGUUGAUGAGGUUAAUUUCGCGCUCGAUGGGUUAAAGAAAGGUCAACCAGUGAGGAUCAGAAGAACGAGUCUUUUGUCUUUGCUUUCAGUUUGUAGUACGGCUCAACAAAGGCGACUUUUGAGAACUCAUGGGAUGGCAAAGACAAUAAUUGAUUCUCUUUUGGGUCUCAACUUUGAUGACACCCCAAGCAAUCUUGCUGCUGUUGCUCUUUUCUAUGUCUUGACAAUUGAUGAUCAAGAUGAGCGUCUCCUAGAAUCACCUAGUUGCAUUCACUUUCUAAUUAAAUUGUUGAAGCCAGUCAUCCCCACUGCUAAAGAAAACAAAACAGGGAAAGUGGGUUUUAAGCUUUUGGCACUAUGCAAGGAUGGUGGCAUCUCACGAAAUACAACUAAAUCGUCGGAUUCAAGCUCUGCUGAGAUUAUUUCCAAAGUUGAGGAAAUUCUCGUUAGUUACAAGGAAAUGAAGUCAAGAUGUGGGGAUGAUAGUGAUUUAAGAAGGCCAGAAUUAAACCCAAAAUGGAUAGCUUUGUUGAUUUUGGAGAAAGCUUGUUUGUCAAAAAUUUCUCUUGAAGAUGCAACUGGCAUGGUAAGGAAAACUGGGUGCAAUUUGAAGGAAAAACUAAGAGAGUAUGGAGGACUUGAUGUUGUCUUUGAAGUGGCUUUGGAAUGCCAUUCUGUUUUGGAGGGUUGGUUGGAGCAGAGUUCAUCUUCUCCUCUUAUAGAAGAUAAAAAAGAUGUGCAGAGCUUGGUGCUGCUUUUAAAAUGUUUGAAGAUCAUGGAAAAUGCUGCAUUCCUCAGUAGCGACAAUCAGAGUCAUCUGUUAGAAAUGAAAGGGCAAUUGAACUCUCAUGGAUCUAGAAUAUCUUUUACAAAGCUUGUUGUAAGUCUAAUCAAGAUUCUCUCAGGGCUUUAUCUUAAGAGUUCUUCUGCAUCGUCCAGUACUGAUAGGGACUGUAGUAGUUCUAAGGAAAUGGCUAAUGCUGAUAUUUUUGCUCCAACUGCAGAAUAUAAAGUGGAUAGACGUGAUGUUGUCUCCACCAGUUCGUCUGAAAAGUCCUCUAGCUUGGAUUGGUCCUUCUCUGGAAAGAGCUUCAAUGCAUCCCAGAAUGAUCCAGGGCCCUCAACUCGGUGGUUGGGUCAUUCUGUGUCCAGUUCCCAAACUGCUACUGCAUCUUCAAAUGACGGUUGUUUACCAAAGAUGAGAGUCCAUUCUUCUAGUGGGAAAUUAGGAAGUUCAUUUGAUAGAAUACCUGGAACAAGCAAUAGAUCAGGGACUCUUUGCGAGAGAUCUGAUGGUACUAAAAAUGGCAACCAACAACUUUUAGAGGAUAGUCAAGAUCCUUUUGCAUUUGAUGAUGAUGAUUUUGUGCCUUCGAAGUGGGAUGUACUAUAUGGGGAAAAAAAGAAAUCCAGAACCAAAAAACAUGGGAAACUUGGGCUAAGAAAGAGAGAAAUCCAAGAUGAGCAUCAUUUCCAAUUUAAAAUGAGCCAACAAGAAUCAAGUAAUGGGGAAAUUUGCCAGAGAGAAAAUGAAGAAUAUCAUCAUUCUAAUGCAACUUCUUGUUCUCAAAGUACUGAAGAAGAAUAUUCCAGUCUUCUGUCAGACUGCCUUCUUGCUGCUGUCAAGGUUUUGAUGAACUUAACAAAUGACAACCCUCUUGGCUGUCGACAAAUUGCUUCUUCUGGGGCCUUAGAGACCUUGUCUGCAUUGAUUGCAAGCCACUUCCCUUCAUUCUGCUCAUAUUUACCUCGCAUCAAUGAAAUGGACGAAACUUCAAGUGACAUACCUCUUACUGAUUCAGAGUUGGAUUUCCUUGUAGCAAUACUUGGUCUGCUUGUAAACCUAGUGGAGAAAGAUGAAUACAACAGAUCACAGCUUGCAGCAGCUUCUGUUUGUUUACCAAAUUCAAAAGGGUCAACAGAGGAGAGUCGCAUGGCUGUGAUUCCAUUGCUAUGUGCCAUCUUUCUUGCAAACCUUGGAGAAGAGGAUGCAGCUGGCGAAGUUCUGUCUUGGAAUAAUGAAGCGGCGUUGCUACAAGAAGAGAAAGAAGCUGAGAAGAUGAUUUUAGAAGCCUACGCAGCUUUACUACUUGCAUUUCUUUCUACCGAAAGUAAGCGCACACGAAAUGCUAUUGCUGAUUGUCUCCCAAAUCGCAGUCUAUCAAUUUUGGUUCCAGUGUUGGAGAGAUUUGUGGCGUUUCAUUUUACGUUAAACAUGAUUUCUCCGGAGACUCAUAAAGCUGUGAACGAAGUGAUCAAGUCGUGUAGGAUACCAUGAGAGAUCUAAUGAAAACUUCUGUACAGCCAACGUUCUCUGUUUUAGAUUAGCGGCACCACCUGCAGAUGAGGACAGGACUUGCCGGAAAACUGUAUCGAGCUAAGCUCUCUGUUAUAGUGCAUUGACCCUUUUGUUUUUGCUUUUACCCCACCCACCAUUCUUCUUUUUUCUGUAUUUCUCUUUUCUGAUAAUAUUAUUAUUAUUCUUUUUGUUACCCUAUUUCAUCUUCUUCAAGCAGGCCUAUACACACGUAUAUGAAAGUGAAAGCAUCUUCAAUUAGUUUUUCUUUGCCGUGUGUAUGUAACGUAUAUAUAUAGUCCAUAUAUAUAUAGUGCUAAACUGUGUGCUUCUAGAUUUUGUUGAUAUUUAGAUCUGUUUAUGCGGCAGAUGAUUUCUUUUGACUCGUAUUGGCUUGGACAAUGAAAGUUUUACCUUGAAUUA
Molecule: messenger RNA, 3268 nt
Organism: Gossypium raimondii (Peruvian cotton)
Lineage: Eukaryota; Viridiplantae; Streptophyta; Magnoliopsida; Malvales; Malvaceae
Product: wings apart-like protein 1
Exons: 13
Coding region: 155-2827 (890 amino acids)
Biological process (GO): regulation of chromosome condensation
Source: RefSeq, a predicted model, not a curated record